AGCUCAUUAACAGAGACACAAAUAUAAUAUGCACACACAAAUUGCUAUUAACAAUUAGCUAUAUCUCUUUCUUUUCUUGUUUACCAUUAACCUCUUAAAAUUUAUCAGUUAUCUUCAAUUAAACUUAAAACUUCUCGCAAUCGACUGUGAACUAAUGAACCUGUCAAAGGGGUUUGUGUCGAUAAGUAAAAGAUGCUUCUUACACUAUUCCAUAAUAAAACAAAAUAAAUUCUAAUACCCCACAAGUGACGCCAUCCUCUUUACCCCAAAGUACACUCCUCUAUACAUGUCUAUUUAAUCAAUGCAUACUCAAUUGGUCGUCUAUAUAUAGACUCUCGUCUCUCAUUCAUUGAGUAAACACAGAAACAGACUUUAAAUCCACAAAGACAAGAAGAUAACACACACAAACUUUCUCGUCCUUUGUCAAUAGAGAAGAAGAAGAAAAAGAAUGAUGGAUACUUUAUCUAGAUGCUUCAACGGACUUCAAGAAAGAUACGAGAGCGUUCUAGAAGCAAAAUCAAUUUACAGGGAUGACUUAGACAUAACGUUGCAUCUGAAUGCAUCAGAGGUUUCAGUAGAACCCACCAAGAAGACUCGUUGCUUGCAGAGGGCCAAGAGGAUUGACAAGUCCCUCAGGUUCGAAGAGGAGGAGGAAGAGAUAGCAAAGCCACUGGCCAAGAAAGAAGGUCAAAAGCCGCGUAAGGUUGUGAGGUUUCAGUUAGAAAAUAAUAAAAUCAUCGAGCCGAAGAAGCCGGUGACAUUGGAUCUUGAUCAAGAACUUGAACCGGAGGAGAAGCCGUUGGAGGAGAAAGAGGGUUUGCAUAUAGUCAAAGGGAAGGAGGAGGUUGUGAGGAUUAAGAUCAAGAUGACAAAGAAGGAAGCUCAAAGGCUACUAGGGAAAUGCAAAAACGAUAGUGUUUUGGAUUUCGAGCAUGUGGUGGAUCAGAUAGCACACGUCCCGGUUCAUCACCUUCAAGUCUCUGUGGCUGUGGUUGCUUGUAAUAAAGAGCGACAGGAAAAUGGCAGCUGGUUAUCUAAGAUGGAAUAGUUUUUAGUACUUAAUUUUGGGGUUUGUUUACCAAAGUUCUGUAGUGUUAGGGUUAUAUCUGUAAUGCUGUGUCAUUUACUGUUCUAGUAAGAAUGAACUGGGGAAGAUUUGAAUAUUCAAAUAUGAAAUUUAUAAUCUGAUUCUAUAUAUCUCGAUUGUGGAUAACAUUAGAUUUUUUUUA
Messenger RNA from Brassica napus (rape), 1229 nucleotides. RefSeq lists its product as uncharacterized. The record is from RefSeq and is a predicted model, not a curated record. The coding region runs from base 449 to 1048 and encodes 199 amino acids. NCBI's taxonomy places the organism in Eukaryota, Viridiplantae, Streptophyta, Magnoliopsida, Brassicales, Brassicaceae. The transcript has a single exon.